Messenger RNA from Labeo rohita (rohu), 670 nucleotides. It is a transcript of the gene hbae3, whose product is annotated as hemoglobin alpha embryonic-3. Gene Ontology annotation, molecular function: organic acid binding; heme binding; peroxidase activity. The coding region runs from base 156 to 587 and encodes 143 amino acids. Gene Ontology annotation, cellular component: hemoglobin complex; haptoglobin-hemoglobin complex; blood microparticle. The transcript has 3 exons. Gene Ontology annotation, biological process: hydrogen peroxide catabolic process; oxygen transport. Lineage: Eukaryota; Metazoa; Chordata; Actinopteri; Cypriniformes; Cyprinidae. The record is from RefSeq and is a predicted model, not a curated record.
AGAUUCAAGACAUUUCCGCCCAGUGCUCUACUUGGGAGGUGGAGUCAAAAGUCGUUUUUUCGAAACAAUGCCCUGCUCUCCUUUAAAAAGGCCUGCCAAAAAACCACAGCUACGUUGAUUUUUUGGCAGCCUGUCCAACAACUAAUCUAGUCACCAUGAGUCUUUCUGCAAAGGACAAGUUGGCGGUGAAGACCUUCUUCGGCAAGGUUGCUUCUAAGGCGGAGGACAUUGGCAGCGAGGCUCUGGCCAGGACUCUGUUCGUGUACCCCCAGACGAAGACUUACUUCUCCCACUGGGCAGACCUGAACCCCGGCUCACCUCAGGUGAAAAAACAUGGCCUGACCGUAAUGAACGGUGUCCUCAAUGCCGUCGAGCUGAUGGAUGAUCUUAAGGGCGGUCUGCUCAGCCUCAGCGAGCUUCACGCCUUCAUGCUUCGCGUGGACCCCGCCAACUUUAAGAUCAUCAAUCACAAUCUCCUCGUUGUGCUCUCAAUGAUGUUUCCUGACGACUUCACUGCUGAGGUGCAUGUUUCUGUGGACAAGUUCCUCGCUCAAGUCAGCCUGGCCCUGUCCGAGAAGUACCGAUAAAGUCGACGCUGUAUUCAUCUCCGAUGCGACACUGUAUUCGCCUUAAUGAGGAUGAAAAUAAUAAACUAAAUGUAUAAAAUCAA